This is a messenger RNA of Miniopterus natalensis, 2399 nucleotides long. RefSeq names its product claudin-24-like. Gene Ontology annotation, cellular component: membrane; bicellular tight junction. The record is from RefSeq and is a predicted model, not a curated record. NCBI's taxonomy places the organism in Eukaryota, Metazoa, Chordata, Mammalia, Chiroptera, Miniopteridae. Gene Ontology annotation, molecular function: structural molecule activity.
CGAGUCCCUAACGAGGCCGAGGGCACUCCCAGGGAGAUCGAGAGAUUCCCAGGACGAGCCCUUCCUCUGAGUAGCUCCGGGCACGAGCCUCCAUCGUCUUCGUUUUAAUUAACCCAGUGAACCAGCAUCUACCUUUCAAAGGAAUCUGAGGGCGAUGCUCCUGCCAAGUCGCGACCAAGUCCCCGUGACGCUCAGGAACGUGGGCCAGGCUCUGUGUAGGUUGAGGAAGCCCGAGGAGAGCAAAGAUUAUAGGGAGGGUCUGCCUGUCUUUACAAGGGCUUGUUUUGCGUCCUGAAAUCUCAGAUUCAGCUACUACAAUGAGGUCCUGUUAUAGAGAGAGCUGGCCUUUUAUCACCACUUAAAAUCUAAUUAAUCCAUAUUGAAGCACAAAGAUUUCUGUUGUCCUAAGGGUGAGGGGUCAUAGAGGCUCCUUUGUUCAUCCUUAGCUUUAGAAUCAUCAGGCAUUGGGGAUAUAAUUUUACCAAGCGAGUCGGAAGGCAACGGGUCAAACCCUUAUCGGAAAGCCUAACUCGUAGUUUUCACAGAGCCCUUCGUUCUUUACAUGAAAUAUUAUAUUCGAGAGGAACAAAAACACAUUUCAGAGUGCCCAAGGAGUGAACGGCCAAAGCUUAUAUGCCAGGCAGCAUCGAGCCACCAUCGCCACAGCACUGCCCGCCACCAAGGCCAGCGCUCCCAUAGGGGAGGCCGGUCGCCAGGCCGGCUGCAAUGGCGUUAGUCUUGAGAGUAGUAAUGCAACUUGUUGGGCUGUUAUUAUCUCUGCUGGGAUGGGUUUUGUCCAUUGUUACAACCUACCUGCCACAUUGGAAAAACCUCAACCUGGAAUUAAAUGAAAUGGAAAACUGGACCAUGGGACUCUGGCAAGCCUGCGUCAUCCAGGAGGAAGGCGGGAUGGAGUGCAAGGACUUCGACUCUUUCCUGGCUCUGCCGGCCGAGCUCAGGGUCUCCCGGAUUUUAAUGUUCCUGUCCAACGGGCUGGGGUUUCUGGGCCUGCUGCUCUCUGGGUUUGGGCUGGACUGCCUGAGAAUCGGAGAGGGGCUGCGGGAGCGCAAGAAGCGACUGCUGAUCCUGGGAGGAGCCCUGCUCUGGAUGGCAGGCGCGGCGGCCCUGGUGCCGGUGUCCUGGGUCGCCCACGUGACCGUGCGGGAGUUCUGGGACGAGACCAUCCCAGAGAUUGUGCCCCGCUGGGAGUUUGGGGAAGCCCUCUUCAUCGGCUGGUUUGCCGGGUCGGCCCUCCUCCUGGGGGGGUGCCUGCUGAACGGGGCCGCCUGCUGCACCCAAGCUCCUCUGGCUUCGGGCCACUACACGGUGGCAGAAACACAAAGUCAGUGUGCCUACCUGGAAAAUGGGACUGCAGAUCCGAAAGUGUGACUUUGACAAGACCGGAGAGAUGUAUAUUCUGCAGGGACAGAGCUGUAGGGGUCUGCACGAGCAGGGGGCCUUUGUUAUGGAACUCAAUCUGUGGGGCUCACAUGUUCUCACUUAGUAAUUACUUUUCUACCCUAGAUCCUCCCUCCUCCCAAAAAUCUGGAGAAGGGGCUGUCUUAUAUCUAAAAGAAAAUUACUAUGCUAAGGAUUACAUAGGUAUGAGCAAAAAAAUGUCAUAGGCCUGGUUAUUUAAAUCGAAAUGUGGUGGUGGUUGUCCAAUAUAGUCCGUAUUAAGCUUUCGUGUGUGUAUGUUACACUAGAAACUGUUUGUUUGUUUUUGUUGGUAGCUGAAAGUAAUAAUUACUUUGUUUCCUAAAGAGAAAAACUGACACGCUGAAAUCUUUUAAGCAUUCUACGUUGGCAGAGACGCAGGUUAAGCUUAUCCCAAAGCGAAUUUCCACAACAAUGACUGUUCUUCUUUUGAUCCGAGCUGACUGGUGUUUAGGAAAUUACAAGGCACCCGGUGUGAGUGACAGGGUUUUAUGAGGCUAAAAGGUUUUCAGUUCAUCAUGAUACUCUCAGAUUCGAAACACUGGCCAAUCUCCUCUAUUGUCUCUUCCCUCAAAAGCUCCAUGUUAAAAAGACAAAUAAUUUAAAAUGUUUGCUUGAUAUUGAGAUAGUGACCCUUCAUUUGCCCUAAGAAAAACUUUCUUUUGUUCAAUUGAAAAUUACAAGCUUGGGGAUAUAUAUACUUUUGGGGUUGCAGCAGAAGAGAUGUUGAUGCUAAUCUACAAAGUCCUAUUGCUUAACUUUUCCACGGCAUAGAAAGCAGAUUUCAGUAAAGAAGAAACACACGAAGUGUUUAUGCACCUGUGUCUGAACGUGACAGAAAGGAAUGCAGGUAAAAAGACUUGAUAGUUUGUUUCGUAUUGUUUCAUAUGUUAUGUGGUAUAUAUAGCCUAAGGAAUUUUUUUUAAAGGUAGGCCUGAUCCUAGCCAGCGUGGCUCAGUGGU